Neocloeon triangulifer is the source of this 1597-nucleotide messenger RNA. It is a transcript of the gene Ifrd1, whose product is annotated as interferon-related developmental regulator 2. The coding region runs from base 262 to 1524 and encodes 420 amino acids. The record is from RefSeq and is a predicted model, not a curated record. The transcript has 7 exons. Lineage: Eukaryota; Metazoa; Arthropoda; Insecta; Ephemeroptera; Baetidae.
CCCCCUCCGCCGUGUGAGAAGAAAAUACUCGAAGUGUCGUGGACGUCUCUUCAGACCUCUGCUCUUCAGAUUCAGACCUGCUGGAAAUCCCGACCGCACUUGAACCAAAACAUGUGCUGUUUCACGAGUUUGAACAGGAAAUCAGCGAGAAAUAAUCUAGUGGAAAAGAACAUUUCGACGUGUCGCGACGAGCUGACCAAGUGUUCGUCUUGAUCGUUGGCCGAACUCGCCCUAGCAGCUGCAGCCGUUCGUCGCACCACCAUGCCCAAGGGCGGACGGAAGAAGGCCAACGGCCACCAACGCACUUCAGGAAGAAGUCGCGUAGAAAAUUAUUCCGACGAGGAGUCGGUGCUUAACGACAAUGCCAGCGUAGUGAGCAUAGCCUCGUCCUCGAUUCCCGAUGAAGGGGUAGAAGGUGAAAUCGACGAGCAGUCUCAGGAAGAAGUGUUUGAGGAAAAGCUUCUGGAGUGUGUGGAAAGGUUGAGCGAAAAGUCAGCGCAGGUGCGCACACAGGCCCUGCAGGCCAUGGCCGCCGCUCUCUCCAAGAAGUACCUCCCCGAUUUCAUUUUUGACAGAUAUGUUACAUUAAUUGAAGCAAUACGGUCCAGUCUAAGGAGAGGCCGUGGGCCGGAACAGGCGGCCGCAGCGCUGCUGGCCCCUCUUUUGUGUGUCAGCCUUGGACCUUGUGAGCAGUCAGAAGAAGUGGCCGCAACCCUUUCCACCGUUCUUCACCAAGUGGCCGGCGACAACUCUGCUAGCCCUCAAGCCAGAGCAAAGUGCUGUUGGGCGCUUGCGGUGUUGUCGUUUUUGACGGAAAUGGAGCCAGCAGCAGCAUAUGCCAGUGAGCGCCUUCUGAUCGACAUAUUCAGUGGCUCGUACCUCAAGGGCGACGGCCACACGCCCAACAUAGCUCCGGAGGUGGCCGCUCUUCAUGCUGCCGCCCUUUCCGGCUGGACCCUGCUGGCCACAGUUGACGGUUGCCAAGGACUGGAAAUGGUUGGACAGGACCAUCUUGCCGACAUGCUAGGCUCCGGACACUUGGAUGUCCGAGUUGCUGCAGGCGAAGCUCUUGCUGUCCUCCAUGAAAUCAAGCCAUUGGAAUCACCAGAGCAGGUGUGUGAACUUUUGGCUGCUUUGGCGACUGACUCGAGUCAUUUCCGCGCAAAGAAGGAGCGCAAGGCCCAACGCAGCUCCUUCCGAGAGAUACUGGCAUUCAUUGAAGAAGGACGGGCGCCCGAGUUGAAGAUUCGUUUUGGCACAGAAGCGCUCGAGUUGGACACGUGGGCAUCCAGGAAGCACUACGAGGCCUUCUGCCAAGUUCUCGGCUCUGGCCUGAACCUCCACCUUGCUCAAAACGAACUACUGAGACAAGUUUUUGCACUGGGUGCUCCUCUGACUGCAGCUGAUCCCACACAGAAGGCUACUAAACUUGAAAGGCACUUGGUGAAUGCUGCCGCCUUCAAAGCAAGGACCAUUUCAAGGGCUAAACACCGCGACAAGAGGUCCGUUGCCAUUGCUUGUUGAAGUUACUCUGUCUGCUGUUCUCACAAUGCAAAUGUACAUUUUAACCAUUGAACUAAAAAUCUGUUUAAGACAA